Molecule: messenger RNA, 1430 nt
Organism: Camellia sinensis
Lineage: Eukaryota; Viridiplantae; Streptophyta; Magnoliopsida; Ericales; Theaceae
Source: RefSeq, a predicted model, not a curated record
AUGGAAGCAGGAGGGAACUUAACUGCUCCAACCGCUGAAAAUUUGGAUGGCCUCUUGCGAGAAGAUUCACCUAAUAGAGAUUUGUUACCCUCUAAGAGGGAUAGGAGUGACUUGGAUACUGAAAAUCAGUCUGCAAAAUCCAAUGAAGAUCUUAUCAAUAUGGACAAUGGUUGUGAUCCCCAUUUGCAUAAUGGCAAGAAGCUCAAAAGGGACGCUGCUUGUACCAGUGAGGCAGUUGGUCAGAAGUCUGUUCCUAUAAUUGGAAAUGAACUUUCAGAAGAUUCAUCUAGAAGAGAUGGAGAAAAUACUGUAAGAGAAGGAACUGUUUGUAGUUCAAGCACGUGUCCGUUAGUGGUUCAUCAGAGGUGCUUGAGCUCUGCACCCAGCUUUGAUGACAGUGGGAAAUUUUACUGCCCUUUUUGUGCAUAUUCUCAUGCAAUUUUGAAGUACUUUGAAGUCAAGAAAAAGGCGUCUUUAGCUAGGAAAGAUCUCGCUGCUUUCAUUGGAUUGGAGAAUGGACAUCGGGCAAACAAACUUUGUAAGAGAUUUCUUAGAUCAGAGCAAAAUCAGUUGAGACGAGAUGACAACGUGAAUGGAAACAAUCAAACAAACUACAAUGGAAACCAUGUAGAUGAAGUCAAUAGUUCUCAAUACAGAGAAAAUGUAGAAGCUAAGCAACAAGCAGAACCUUCAGUAUCAGGCUUUAAUGGCAAUCUAUCUUGUCGAGAAGGUGGUGUGACCGUAAAUGAUGGAACACUUGCGGAGACACAACAGAUUGAUGAACGGUCUGGUUCUAAGCUUCAUGAAGAUAAUCCAUCUUGCAGAGACGCAGAGAUUGUCGAUGUGACCAAGAUACUUGCUGGAGAUGGAAAGCAACAGGAAGUUUUACAACAACCGAUUACUGAUUCAACCCAAAAAGCUGCAUGUCCACCGAAUGCUGACGCAGAGGAAAGUUCUGAAGAAGAAAAUGAUAAGACCUCUUCUAAUUACUCCAGAUCACUCAGAAGAAAAGAAAAAAAGUACACUUACCCGGCAAUUCCUCAGUUGAGGCGAAAGAAACUCCCAUGGACAGCUGCAGAAGAGUUCAUACUAAAGGAGGGUGUGAAUAGAUUUUCAAGUGUUCAAGAUAGAACUAUCCCAUGGAAGAGGAUUUUGGAAUUUGGGGUUGAUGUGUUUCAGAAAGGUCGAACCUCAAUAGACCUCAAAGAUAAAUGGAGGAAUAUUUGCAAAGGAAGCCCCAAGUCGAACCCGAAGUCAAAGUGAAAUUUUGUCAACUUGGUCUGUUUGUUGCAUGUGUAAAAAUAUACUCUGUUUUUGGCUUCCCCUUUUUAAACUUCAUCAUGUUCUCUUUUUGCUUUCUGUAUUCAAAAUUAAGUUGAAGUAAUUUCAUGAUAUGAGUAGGAAUUUAAAAAGAGAAAAAAAAAAAAAAA